UGGAGGAGAGAGACGAGUUUUAAGGAGACGGCGGCGGUCAAGUUAAGCGCCGCCGACGAGACCACCACCACCUCCAUCCAACCAAACCAGUGGUCAAGCGGAGGCGUUGGCGGACGCGGGCACCUCCCCCUCCACCUCCAUCCCCUUGACGACCUAAGCAAGCAGCAUACACCAAUCGCCGAUCCGGGCCAUGGACGCCAACUGGCGGCCCACCCAAGGGCCGGACCCCGCCGCCGCCGCCGCCGUAGGCGAUUGGCGCGCCCAGCUCCAGCCCGAGGCGCGCAGCAGGGUCGUCAAUAAGAUAUUGGAGACUCUGAGGAAGAUCCUGCCAGUAUCGGUGCCAGACGAACUGAUCGAACUUCAAGAAAUCGCCAGGCAAUUCGAAGACAAGAUCUACACUGAAGCAACCAAUCAGUCUGAUUAUGUGCGGAAGAUUUCUCUGAAAAUGGUCUCUAUGGAGACGAGCAGACAACUGGCUCCUGGAAAUGCUCAAGUGAUUCCAAAUCAAAACAACUCAGCUCCUGCACUCCCUCCACAAGGCGGAAAUCAAGCACAGACAUCAGCCAUUCCUUUGAUGUCUGAACAACAGUCCCAACAGAAUCAAUUGAAUCCCGUACAACAAUCUGUGCAAUCAUUACUCCAGCAACCUCAACAAACUGUUGGGAGGCAGCAGCGACAAGCACAUCCCUCCAUUCAUCAACAACCUUCACUGCAGAGUCAGCAGCUCAAUAUUCUUUUACAGCAGCAGCAGCAGCAGCAGCAGCAGUUGAUGGGACACCAGCCAAAUUUACAACAGAAUGGUGCUGUGGAAAUGCAGGAGCAACAGAGGCUACCAGUUCAGUCAAAUAAUCUUUUGAAUGUGCAGCAAACACAGCAGAUGUUGAAUCAGCAGUAUAUGCCUCUGCAUCAGCCACAUCAAUUGGGCUCUCAGGCAUACAUGGUGAGUCUACAGCAUCAGCAACUUCUUGGAACUGUGCCUAAUGUGUCAAACAUGCAUCGGAUGCAUAUGCUACACACAGAAGCUCAGCAACCACAGGAACAACAGCAUGCUCAGCAGCCACCAAUGCAACCUCAGUCUCAACACAACCAACUCCAACAGUCGCAACAGCAUCUUAUGUCACAAUUCCAAUCUCAGCCUAACCAACUACAACAUCAAUCAGGGAUGCAGCCGCAAUCCUCCAUGCAACGACGACUUCAAGCUUCAGGAGGCAUGCUCUUGCAACAAAAUAACAUGGAUCCGAUUCAGGCACAGAGGGGCCUUCAAGAAGUUUCCUCUAGUACAUCUGCGGACUCUACUGCUCAAACAGGUGAUGAAGAUGAAGAUGCAGAUUAUUGGCAAGAGGAGAUAUAUCAAAUGGUCAAGAUCAUGAAGGACCAAUACUUUGCAGACCUCAGCGAACUGUUCAAUAAGGUAUGUGUGAAGCUACAGCAUGUCGAGAGCAUGAUACGACCUCCGAUUCCAUCCGAGCAGUAUGAUAGAAUGAAGAGCUUUAAAACGAUGCUGGAACGUAUAUUACAAAUGCUGCAGAUUAGUAAGAGUAUCAUCCAACCUGCUAUGAGGGACAGAGUUCCUCAAUACGAGAAACAGAUUAUCACCAUCUUGAAUUGUCUAAGGAAGCCAGUGCAGCCACAAGUACAGCAAUAGUUUCAGCAGAGCCACCUGCAGGACAAGCUCUUCAUUCUAGCAUUUCGCAUUAGCAAAGUUAUUGUAGAGUUUGGUUAGAAGACUGGUGGAGGAAGUUUCGGUUUGAACGGAAUUAUGGUUGCUGGGAAACUUUCAAUUUUCUUCUUCUUUACUACUCCCUCUGUUCACUUUUAUAAGACCUUGAAGACAUUUCAGACAAUAUGCAAAACAGCCUAUUUUGAGUUGUCUGAAACGACUUACAAAAGUGAAUGGAGGGAGUAAUUGAGAUCCCAUCUGUAUGCACCUGAACCGUGCUUGAACUGAUGACUGGGGCCGAUCUCUUGGAGAGAGGCUCGGUGAAAUAGGCAUGUCGGGGCUAGUGCUUAGUUUUGAUAUAAGACAGGAUCGCAUGACCCUUUACGUU
Molecule: messenger RNA, 2048 nt
Organism: Triticum dicoccoides
Lineage: Eukaryota; Viridiplantae; Streptophyta; Magnoliopsida; Poales; Poaceae
Product: mediator of RNA polymerase II transcription subunit 15a-like
Exons: 6
Coding region: 191-1645 (484 amino acids)
Biological process (GO): regulation of DNA-templated transcription
Molecular function (GO): transcription coactivator activity; chromatin DNA binding
Source: RefSeq, a predicted model, not a curated record